This is a messenger RNA of Sinocyclocheilus rhinocerous, 1330 nucleotides long. RefSeq names its product adenylate kinase 7-like. Lineage: Eukaryota; Metazoa; Chordata; Actinopteri; Cypriniformes; Cyprinidae. The transcript has 13 exons. Bases 1 to 1290 code for a protein of 429 amino acids. The record is from RefSeq and is a predicted model, not a curated record. Gene Ontology annotation, molecular function: nucleobase-containing compound kinase activity; ATP binding. Gene Ontology annotation, biological process: nucleobase-containing compound metabolic process.
AUGAUCACAGCUCUUCAUGACGAAAUGGACCAGUUUUCUGGGCCCAAGAUGUUUAUCCUGGUGUCAACCAUCAUGACGUGGGCUAUGACUAAACCAGCUAAUAAAGAUGAUCCAGAGAUUCCUUUUACAGAAGAGCACUACAGUAGAAGAAAAGCCCACCCCAACUUCCAUGAUCAUAUCGGUUUGGAGCAACUUGUGGUCAAAUUUGGCAAAACUAAAAGCUCCCAGUUCUCUACAUAUGUUGUUGCAUCAGGGCUACAGUAUGGAAUGGGAGAACACAUCUUUAAUUUAUUUUUUAAGAUGUCAUGGUUGGGUGAAGUCCCCCAGGUGCCCAUCUUUGGAAAUGGCUCCAAUUUUAUCCCCACUAUUCACAUCAAUGAUCUGGCAGGGAUCAUCCAAAAUGUCACUGACCACAAGCCAAAGUCACAAUACUUUGUUGCGGUUGAUGAUUCCAAAAACACAAUGGAGGAUAUCAUAAAGGCAGUAACACUCAUGCUUGGACCAGGAGAAACUCUGAAUGUUUCAAAAGAGGAGCUCUAUCUCAUACGUGAUCUGACACAAACAGAUAUUGAUUCUGUGCUUGUCAACCUUCGUAUUGAAGCAACAUAUCUGAAAGAGAAUUUGAACAUUCAGUGGGUGUCAGAAACUGGCAUGGUUGAAAACAUUGAGCAGAUUACUGAAGAAUACAAGCAGACUAGGGGAUUGUUGCUCCUUCGUAUCUGCAUCCUGGGACCACCUGCUGUUGGGAAGAGCACUAUAGCGGAGAGGAUAUGCAAGCAUUACAAACUUCAUCAUGUUAAGCUUAAGGAGACAAUCACUGAAACAUUAGAAAACCUGGAGUCGUGUGUUCGUAUGGAGGAUGCGGAAAACGAUCAGAGUGAAGCUCAGGAGUUUCUCGAAAACAUGAAUCAGAAUGGAGGAUGCCUAGAUGACCAAUUUGUGAUUCGUAUAAUGAGGGACAAACUCAGUACUAAACCCUGUGUGAACCAGGGCUUUGUUUUAGACGGUUUUCCAAAGACAUAUGAGCAGGCGAAGGAGUUAUUUACUGGUGAUGAAGAGCCUGAGGACUUGCAAUCUAAACAUGAGAAAAAGAUCAUCCCAGAGUUUGUGUUCUUUGUUGAUUCCACUGAUGUUUUCCUGAAAAACCGCGUUCUGAAUCUACCUGAGACUGUUGUAGAAGGAACUUCCUACACUCCUGAACAGUUCCUUCGCCGCUUGGCCAAAUUCAGAGAGAGAAACGUAGAGAAUGAGACGUUGCUGAACUACUUUGAAGAUGGAGAUUCAUCCUGAGCACUUAGAGAUUACAAGCCACAGCCAUAUCACCCUGCAG